AUGGGCAAUCAGAUAAAGCUGGCCUUCAGGAACUUCGCCAGGCCUGGACUGGGCGUGGAGGACCACCAGGAACUUGUCCUAGGGCAGUUGAUGCCUCUGGAGCCCAACAAGACCAAGCCAGAUGGAAGGGAGAUCUCAGCAGAGUGGGCUGAGGCUGAAGUGGGCCGGGCUGCAACUCUGGACCUCACAGCUCACUCUUCCCUCUCCAGGAGUGCCUACGCCUCAACAACUUCGCGGUACACGCCAUUGUCUCUGCUCUGUGCAGCGACCCAAUACAUCGGCUACACAAGACAUGGGCAGCAGUGUCCAGGCGAGGAGGGUUCCCUCCACGGGAGCACCAGGGAGUGCCUAAGCCUCAACAACUUCUCCGCAGUGCACGCCAUUGUCUCUGCUCUGUGCAGCGACCCAAUACAUCGGCUACACAGGACAUGGGCAGCAGUGUCCAGUAAAAGCACAAAAUAUCUAAAACAACUCUGCAAAACAGACACUGCCGUGAAGAGGGACCUGCUGAUCAAGGCGGGGAGCUUUAAGGUGGCCACCCAGGAGAGGAACCACCAGAGAGCCCAGAUGAGGCUACGGAGGCAGAAGGUGGGAGUGGUCCCCUUCCUGGGGGAUUUUCUGACUGUGUUACAGAGGUUGGAUUCGGCCAUCCCGGACGAUCUGGAUGGCAACAUCAACAAGAAGAGGAAGGAGGUCCGAGUUCUGCAGGAAAUGCAGCUGCUCCAAGUGGCUGCCAUGAAUUACAGGCUUCGGCCUCUUGAGAAAUUUGUCACCUAUUUCAAAAGAAUGGAGCAGCUCAGUGACAAGGAGAGGCUGCACUGCAGUGUCGCCAUCUCUGCUCACUGCAACGUCUGCCUCCUGGCCUCAAGACCUUUGUCAGCCUCCCAAGCAGCUGGGACUACCACUGUACACCACCAUGUCCUGUUGUUCUGCUGUUGUUGUUCUGCUACAAGCUUUCCUGCCAGCUGGAGCCCAAAUCCCAGUAGGCCAGCAACAUCCUGCAGUGGCUGGGACCCCACCGGGAUGUUGGCCAGAACACCAGCUCUGCACCAUCCUUCACCCAGACCGUGA
This is a messenger RNA of Cercocebus atys (sooty mangabey), 1071 nucleotides long. Its product is annotated as ral-GDS-related protein-like. The coding region runs from base 1 to 1071 and encodes 356 amino acids. Lineage: Eukaryota; Metazoa; Chordata; Mammalia; Primates; Cercopithecidae. Gene Ontology annotation, biological process: positive regulation of GTPase activity; Ras protein signal transduction. Gene Ontology annotation, molecular function: guanyl-nucleotide exchange factor activity. The record is from RefSeq and is a predicted model, not a curated record. Gene Ontology annotation, cellular component: plasma membrane. The transcript is spliced from 12 exons.